AUGAAGUCCAGCAGCUUCUUCCCUUUCAUGGUGCUCCUUGCACUGGGGAUCCUGGCAUCCUGGCCUGUGGAAGGAGUUAAAAAAGAUUCUAUCAAAAUUGGAGCCUGUCCUUCUGUAAGGCCUGCCAAAUGUCUUAGGCCUGGGAAACCCCAGUGUGAUUCUGACUGGCAAUGCCCAGGAACUCAGAGAUGCUGCCAAGGUCCUUGUGGUAUCAUAUGCACUAAUCCUCUUCCCAUCCACAGACCAGUGAGGAGGAAGUCUGGGAAGUGCCCAACAAUUCCAGGACAAUGUUUGAUGUUGAAUCCUCCCAAUAAGUGUGAUAGGGAUGGCGAGUGUGAGGGCAAAUAUAAGUGCUGUCCGGGCAUGUGUGGGAGAAUCUGCCUUCCUCCACAGUAA
Molecule: messenger RNA, 396 nt
Organism: Onychomys torridus (southern grasshopper mouse)
Lineage: Eukaryota; Metazoa; Chordata; Mammalia; Rodentia; Cricetidae
Gene: Slpi
Product: secretory leukocyte peptidase inhibitor
Exons: 3
Coding region: 1-396 (131 amino acids)
Biological process (GO): innate immune response; antibacterial humoral response
Cellular component (GO): extracellular region
Molecular function (GO): peptidase inhibitor activity
Source: RefSeq, a predicted model, not a curated record